GGCCGACUCUGGGCAGUGGCCAACUGCGGGUCCAACCGCCCGCCGGCUGCCGGUUCCGCGCGUCCCCGCCUUCGCUUCCCGGCGGGCAAGUCUGGGCGUCCGGGGUCAAUCGGGUUUCCCGCCUGUCCGUGGCUGUGUCGCCCUUUUUCUUCAGUUUUCGUGGCUUGCUUCUGUGUCCUCCACAGUCUUCUCUCUCUCCCACCCCCUUGGCUCAUUCUCCCACGCUUCGGUGUCCAAGACCUGGGAGCUGCCCGGCGCCCAGCCUGCACCGAGAGAGAUGGAGGAGCCGGGGUCCCGCGAAGAGGUCAUGGAAGAAGUGACAUCGUGCUCCUUCAACAGCCUUCUGUUCCAGCAGGAAGACAAGAGAGGGAUCACCUACCGGAUCCCAGCCCUGCUCUACAUCCCCCCCACCCACACCUUCCUGGCCUUUGCAGAGAAGCGCUCCACAAGCCGGGAUGAGGAUGCUCUCCACCUGGUGCUGAGGCGAGGGUUGAGGACUGGGCACUCAGUACAGUGGGGACCCAUGACACCACUGAUGGAAGCCACAUUACCUGGGCAUCGGACAAUGAACCCCUGUCCUGUGUGGGAGCAGAAGAACGGCUGUGUAUUCCUAUUCUUCAUCUGUGUGCGAGGCCAUGUCACUGAGUGUCAACAGGUCAUGUCAGGCAGGAAUGCAGCCCGCCUCUGCUUCAUCUGCAGUCGAGACUCUGGCUGUUCAUGGAGCCAGGUGAGGGACCUGACGGAAGAGGUUAUUGGUGCAGAGGUGAAGCGUUGGGCCACAUUUGCUGUGGGCCCAGGUCAUGGCAUCCAGCUGGAGUCGGGGAGGCUGGUCAUCCCUGCAUAUGCCUACUACAUCCCUCACUGGUUCUUUUGCUUCCGGCUUUCAUGUAAAACCAAGCCUCAUUCCCUGAUGAUCUACAGUGAUGACCUAGGGGCCACAUGGCACCACGGCAGGCUCAUUCAGCCCAUAGCAACAGUGGAGUGUGAAGUGGCAGAGGUGACUGGCUGGGCUGGCAGCCCCGUGCUGUAUUGCAGUGCCCGGACACCAAACAGGUGCCGGGCGGAGGCUUUCAGCGAUGACCGUGGUGAAUGCUUUCAGAGACUAACCCUGAGCCAACAGCUCUGUGAGCCCCCAAAUGGCUGCCAAGGCAGUGUGGUGAGUUUCCAGCCCCUGAAAAUCCUAUGUGGGUGCCAGGACCCUGAUGGCAAAGAUGCUCCUACCAAUCAGCAGAGCCCUCUGCUAGACAGCUCAUUAAGGCUAGAGCAGGAAGCUGGAUCACUGUCCAAAUCAUGGCUCUUGUACUCACACCCAACCUGUAAGAAGCGGAGGGCCAACUUAGGCAUCUACCUCAACCAGAUCCCUUUGGACGCUGCCUCCUGGUCCCACCCCUGGAUCUUGCACUGUGGGCCCUGUGGCUACUCUGAUUUGGCUGCUUUGGAAAAGGAGGGCUUGUUUGGGUGUCUGUUUGAGUGUGGGACCAAGCGAGGGUGUGAGCAGAUUGCCUUCCGCCUGUUUACAGACCGAGAGAUCCUGAGCCAUGUGCUUGGGGACUUCACCAGCCCUGAUAAGAGCCCUGAGCCAACUGAAAGCUAAAAAUUGAUGUAGGACCCAAUUUUCCAUAGAAAGGACACCACAGAAGGCAACCACAACCAGGAUAAUGGAGGCCAGGUUGACAGAAGUUAUUGAAGUCUACAGAGAAUCCAAAAACUUAAUAUUGUGCUCUCUACCUUUUUUUCCUUCUCCUCCAAAGAGCAAAAUGAAAAUUUUGCUAUAGAUACUGCAGUGGAAAGAACUUUAAGUGGGGAAACCAUGAUGAGGUCCCGGUCGUGCCACUGGCUUGCUGAGGGGCCUUGGCCACGUCACCCGAGCUCUCUGGGCCUCAGGUCUCCAUCUGUAAAAUGAGAGGAUUGGUUCUGGGAUUUUUCUUCUUUCCCAUUUCCAGCAAAGGCAGAGUGUCUGCGUGCUCCAUGGUCAGCAAAUGCUGGCUCCGUAGUGGACUCUGAUCUCAAAAGGGAAGUCCAAGGACUCAUCUUUUCCAGUGACUCCCACUCAUUCAGAUUUGAGGCUACAAGCAGGUGUUCUGGCACAAAGGAACAUCUGGAUGGUUUGUCCUGUUCUUAAUUACAAAACACACCCUUUUAAUCAUGUUUGUAACUCUACAGGUUCUCUGCCCUAGAGGAAGUGUGCAAAAAACAAAACAGUAGGAUCACGAGGUCACAUACCUUCUCCAGCUUUGCAGCUGCACUCAGUCUUCCUUCCUCAUCCAGAACGCUUAUUCCCUAGGGGGAAAAUGAGAAGCUCAUGCCAGUGGCCCUUGAUAAUGGCACUGAAUUGUUCCUGAUGGCAUUACUUUUAUAAAAGAUGAACCUGAAGUUCAUUUACUAGCAUGGUUCCCAAUGAGAAAAGGACGUGGAUUAGGACUUUAAAGCAUUGAACAAAACUUCCCAUGGUCUCUGGCCUCAACGAGCUCAUAGUUUAUGGAGCUAGAAGUGGGAGAAAACUCAAGAAGAUCAACGCAGCUAGUUUGUAGAUGUUGAGCUUUAAGUUAAGGUGAUGGUAGCUCUUGAUGUCAUUGUCUUAGUUCCGUCUUCAUUGUGCUUGGAGUCCUCUGCCCCAGGGCUUUGCCAGGCUGCUGGGUUUCCCCUAGGCCCGUUUUUCUCAGAAUGUUGUUCUGGCCUAGCCACUUCUCUACCCACGGAGGAGGUCUUUAGGAAGACCAUUAGGAAGGUCUCUGGACCUGAGACCUCUGAAUCAGUCCUGUUUUGUUGGAGCUGCUGUAAAUACUAUUUGUGAAGUAGGGAUGCCUCUGUCUAAUAGGUUUGGGACUGAACUUUGCCAGUGCUGGGUCUCUCAGAUGAUACUUAUUUUAAAUGCUCUUAUUUUAGAUUCUUUCCCCAUAGCCUGUUAUUGUAACAGAAAUUCUAUCAUGAAAUACUUGGUUUUCCUCCCUAUUUUAGGAGAAAAAUACCUUGUUUCAGAGACCUUUUAUCAGAUACCUAUAUUUGGUGCUGAGUAAUGGCCCAGAGAGCAAGUUUUCGUCUUGGAGCAUAGCCUAGGAGGCUAGGGGUUGGCAGUUGCCUCAGUCCUAUGGGGGAGAGUCAUGAAGGAUGAAAGCAGAGAUUGACUUAACCUAGUCCUGCAAACGGCUGAAGUCCAUGGCUUAGACUGACUUCUUAAAAUUCCCUUAGGCUCUCAGCCAUUUGUCAAAGUUAUUCUCCCAGUUAUGAUCAUUCACUCAUUUGUACAUUUAUCUAAAUAUUCUUGAGGGCCUUGCAUAAUGUAAGGUGCUUUCUAUUGACAUUCCCUGGUUGAAAAUCAUUUGUGGCUUCUCAUUGCCUGCUAAAGGGUGUCUACAUUUUGUCUGGCAUGUAGGGUCGUCAGUUGUUGGGUAAGAUAAUGAAUACUUAUCUCUCCUAGUAUGAAGCCUACUCUUAGAGAAGACCUCUGUCGAGUUGGCAGUGGAGGGGGUGGCAGAGCUGCUGGUACAGGGGGGAGCUGGUUAAGGGCAACCCUUUCCUGAGUAGUAUAAACUUCCUGUUCCACAAAGCUUUCCUGAACACCAUACCCCAAAUACAUAGGAACAGGGCUCCAUUCUCCAGCAAAGUCUAAGGGAUGGAUAGAAUGAAAAUAUCAAGACUACUAUGGUACCUACCAUCCAAGAAGGGAGUCAAGGAAGAGACCUUGGUCACAUGCCAGUGUGGACCACAGCUGUCCUGUACCAGCACCUAUUAGAUGUCUUCUCCAACUCUGAAUUGCUCUUCUCCUUCUCCUUCCCCUUUGCUUCAUGUUUGCUUCUCCUUAGUGAUUAGCAGUGAAACUCUUAAUAGGCAAAGGGCCUGUGUGCAUAUUUCAGGAAUAGCAAGAAACGAGGGUUGGGUUAAUCCAAACUCUGUAAUCCAGUUACAGAGGUAGUCCAGAAUGAGGGUUAGGGACAGGAACAGAGUGGGCAAUGGUGGCUCUAAAGAAAAAGAGCAGCAGGGUAGGAGUCCUGGCACCUUUAGGAAGAGAGGGAAUGACGCACAGAUAAGAGGCAGAGGCUGGAGACAUGAUGUAGGUGGGGGAAUCUGUCAAGAAGAAAUAAUUACAGGCUGGAGCUGUUUCCCAACACAUGUGGAAAGGGAAAAUAAGUUCCUACCCAGCCCUAUAACUUUAAGCUGGCUCAACUCAUCCAUGUUCUUCAUGACUAACAAAAACAGUUGGAGGCACUCCAGCUUUGUACCAAUUACCUAAGCCUUGGGGCCCUGGGACUUACACCAUGAUACUGGUAUCCUGACUAAGCCCAUUUCCAACCCUCUCAGGUUGGUAGAAUGAAAAAGAUUGGGCAAGAGAUGGCAGCUGUGAAGAAAAGAGGAAAGCAUACCGGAGGCCUCUAAUCUAGAGGUGUGAAGAGAGGACCGCGGAGGCUGUGGUCCAUUGCCUGCAGAUGUUCCCACCCUGUCUUGGGAGCCUUACAAUGGAUCCACCCAGCACACAUGGCCCAUGCCUGGGAGUGCAGGAAAGCAUGGGUAGGGACCUCCUACUGCUGAUAUGUACCCAGAUCAGCCUCCCAUCCCUUCAACCUGCUGGUCCUGCUCAUGCUCCCUAACUCCUGAUGCCCUCACUCCUAGGCCACUGCUAUUUACUUCAGGCCCUUGUUAUUAAGGUGUUUUACUUGGACCUGUUUCUCCUGGUCACCAGUCUCCCCUCAUAUCCAUGGCAUAUCAUGCAACUGCAGCCACAGAUAAACAGGUCUGGGCUGUUGGGUAGCCCGAGGGACCCAUCGAGGUCAACCUAAGGCUAAGCAGCCUCUCCAAGGCAGUAGGAUUCAGUACUUCCAUUUCAGCCAGAUUAGGCUGCUCAGGCUUCUUCAGUAGGCUGUGAGGUUUCCCCACUGCAUUAUUCAGUAGAUGUCAUGCCAUCCUCCCCCGUGCUGGCAAAGUGCACAGUUGGAGCCUCCCUUUGGUCAUCACCACAGCUUGCUGUGUACUAUUGUUGUCUGUGUUGUGCCCUCUAAGGCCUCUGUGAGGCUCUGAAUUCCUUGAGGGCCAAAUCUGUAUGAAUCUUCCCUCUGUCCUUUUUACCUUGAAUCACAUGGUUGCUUUAUAAAUAUAUGCUUUUUCUAUUAUAGUCUGAAUUCCCUGAAGGUAAGGACUUUGUCCGAUUCCUCUCUUUGGCCCCUGCACCUGGCACAGGGCCUGGCAUAGAACAGGCAGCAGGAAAGUUUUGCUGAAUGAAUAAAGGAAUCAAAGAUCCUUGGCCUUCUGGAGCUAAGAGACAAAGUCAGGGCAAGCUCCCCGACAGGGAGAAGCAUAUUGUAUCCUCCUGUGAUUGGAUAGUGUUCUAAACUUGCUGAGCACUCACCUUAAAUGAGUCUUCUCUAUGCUGGCCUGCUCCCAAGUCAGCCCGGAUGUCCCAGGAUCACAGCCUAAGCCUGAAGCUAAGCCUUGAUUUGGGAUUCUCAUCUCAGUGGUGUUUCCCCUCUGUCCCUGAUUGGAGUUUCUGUAACUGACCGUCCUCCAGGACUCAAAGGGAGGUGCCGUGGUUCAGUGUGGUCUGAGCAUGUCUUGGCUCUGUGAUACCAAGUGCCAGAAGUGCCCUCUGUACCUUUCACAGAAACUAACAGGACUCUGAAACAAGGAAAUGAAUAAAGAGCUCAAUUUCAAUGA
Messenger RNA from Suricata suricatta (meerkat), 5646 nucleotides. RefSeq names its product neuraminidase 3 (gene NEU3). NCBI's taxonomy places the organism in Eukaryota, Metazoa, Chordata, Mammalia, Carnivora, Herpestidae. Gene Ontology annotation, molecular function: exo-alpha-sialidase activity. Gene Ontology annotation, cellular component: lysosome; membrane; cytoplasm. Gene Ontology annotation, biological process: oligosaccharide catabolic process; ganglioside catabolic process. Bases 278 to 1594 code for a protein of 438 amino acids. The record is from RefSeq and is a predicted model, not a curated record. The transcript has 3 exons.